Messenger RNA from Penicillium canariense, 639 nucleotides. RefSeq names its product putative lactoylglutathione lyase (Glo1). The record is from RefSeq and is a predicted model, not a curated record. NCBI's taxonomy places the organism in Eukaryota, Fungi, Ascomycota, Eurotiomycetes, Eurotiales, Aspergillaceae. Bases 1 to 639 code for a protein of 212 amino acids. The transcript is spliced from 2 exons.
AUGGUCUCCAAUUCCUUCACGGACCUCCCCCAAGACAAAGAAGGCGUCUUCUCCCCCGGCGGCCCAACGCCAACCUUCAACCCUCCCCUAACCCCCGCAACAAAAGACUACCGCCUGAACCACCUCGCAAUCCGCGUCAAAGACCCAGCGCGGUCUCUGCACUUCUACGUCGAGCUGCUCGGCAUGCGUGUGAUCUUUACCAUGAACGCCGGCCCAUUCACCAUCUACUACCUCGGCCACCCGCCGCCCGGCACCGGCGACGGUCUAGACGCGUGGGCCAGGACAACAAGCGAUAUCCCAGUCAUGACGCGGACGAGCGGCCUCCUAGAGCUGUACCAUGUGCAUGGCACGGAGAGCGUGUCGACCGGCAAUAGCCCGCCGCAUCUGGGGUUUGCGCACCUGGGGUUUACGGUGCCAGAUGUGGGGGCUGCCGUGGAGCGGUUGAAGGCUGCGGGGGUGCCGGUUCUGAAGGAUCUGGGGGUCUGUGAGAGGGAGUCUAUUCCGUUGUCCUCGUGGGAGGAGGAGAAGGGGAUCGGGAAGGGAGAGAUUCACGAGAAUUAUGCGUGGUUCUUUGAGAAGUUUGCUAUGGUGGUGGACCCGGACGGGUAUUCGGUGGAGUUGAUUCCCCAGAAUAUCUGA